This is a messenger RNA of Pieris napi, 1092 nucleotides long. It is a transcript of the gene PTTH, whose product is annotated as prothoracicotropic hormone-like. The transcript has 5 exons. The coding region runs from base 413 to 1045 and encodes 210 amino acids. NCBI's taxonomy places the organism in Eukaryota, Metazoa, Arthropoda, Insecta, Lepidoptera, Pieridae. The record is from RefSeq and is a predicted model, not a curated record.
GUAAUGCUUGAACGCUCCCUUAGUGAUCUAAAUAACUGUUGGCGUGAUGUGCGAUUCAGGGUUCGACCUCAACAAUAUUUGUAGCUGAAGAUCCGUGUCGUCACAAAUUUUUCACUUAGCGGGGUUUCUUACAAAUUUAUAAAUAAAUGAGGCGUCGUCCCGCCUUUAUAAGAAAUACCUAAAUAUAGCAAUCGAUUUUCUGACAGUCAACCGGAUAAAAUAGGCACCUCCUUACGUCUUCGUCACAAUGAGAGUCCAUUAGACACAAUAGCAGAGAUAUCAAUUACAAAUCGGGGUUCUAAAGUUAAUGGAGCUUUUCAUGAACACAUCAAUCAAAUGAUAGUAUAUAAGAUGGCAAAUAAUAUUUUCAGAAGUAUUAUAGAUCCAGCCCUUGACAUUGAUUAUCGUCAGGAUGCGAAACAGUUUCCUACUAUUCGAAGUUUUCGCUGCGUCAAUACUUCUCAUUCCGUUUUGGACGGUGGCUUUAAAGAAAACCUCAAAUGUUGAUGAGUAUACAAUGGAAAAUCAAAGAACUCACAUGAGGCAGAACUACGUUCUUCGAGGGUCAGACGAUAAUCGUGAUGAUAAUUUUGGUAUAGCCUAUGCGAGAUCAUAUAACUCGGAGAGAUCCGACGAAUUGCCUGCUCUUAUUGUCGACUAUGCUAAUAUGAUACGGAAUGAUAUCGUACUCUUGGACAAUUCCGUAGAAACAAGAACAAGAAAACGCGGGAAUGUUAAAGUCGAGAACUAUAAUGGUGACCAUCAGACACCUUGUAGCUGCGAGCAGGAGAGCGGAGACGUUUUAAUUCUUGGUGAAGACUACGUCCCAAGUUAUAUUGAAACUAUAAAAUGCAAUACAGGACUUUGUUCGCCACCCUACAGCUGCCAAAGACGUGUGUAUAAUAUAACUGUUUUAAAGAGAAAGAAAUAUGGCGAAAAUUCAAUGGAAGAACUGCCUGAUGAUUUGAGAAAACGAUGGAUUGCUGUCAAGAAACCCGUAUCUGUUGCCUGCCUUUGUACUGUGGAUAUUCGAGAACACUAUUAAAUUAUGUACAAGGUUAAAGACUAUAAAUAAAUAAAAGGUUAUCAUUA